ACGCUCCAAUCCUGCCUCCUCCUCCUCAUCCGGGGAGCGGCCGCUCGGAGGGAGGAGGCUCCACGGCGUGCCGGGACAGCGCCGGGAGCAGGGAACGCCAUGGCGGAGCGGCUGUCGGAGGAGCAGAUCGCCGAGUUCAAGGAAGCUUUCUCCCUCUUUGACCGGGAUGGGGACGGCUGCAUCACCACCAAGGAGCUGGGCACCGUCAUGCGGUCCCUGGGGCAGAACCCCACGGAGGCCGAGCUGCAGGACAUGGUGGGAGAGGUGGAUGCCGACGGCAGCGGCACCAUCGACUUCCCCGAGUUCCUGUCGCUGAUGGCGAGGAAGAUGCGGGACACGGACAGCGAGGAGGAGAUCCGGGAGGCUUUCCGCGUCUUCGAUAAGGAUGGCAACGGGUACAUCAGCGCGGCGGAGCUGCGGCACGUCAUGACCAACCUGGGCGAGAAGCUGACGGACGAGGAGGUGGAUGAGAUGAUCAAGGAGGCCGACUGCAACAACGACGGGCAGGUCAACUACGAGGAGUUCGUGAGGAUGAUGACGGAGAAGUGAGAUCCCACUGCCAGCAGCAACCUCCAGCCCCAUCGCACAGGGAACAGAGGUUUUGGUGGUCUCCCAACCUUUCCAUCCCCUACUGCCUUCACUCCACCAUCCAGGGCUGGAAAACCCUCUUCCAUC
This is a messenger RNA of Pezoporus flaviventris, 675 nucleotides long. Its product is annotated as calmodulin, striated muscle. Lineage: Eukaryota; Metazoa; Chordata; Aves; Psittaciformes; Psittacidae. The transcript has 2 exons. Gene Ontology annotation, molecular function: calcium ion binding. Gene Ontology annotation, biological process: regulation of ryanodine-sensitive calcium-release channel activity. The record is from RefSeq and is a predicted model, not a curated record. Bases 100 to 549 code for a protein of 149 amino acids.